This is a messenger RNA of Dendronephthya gigantea, 3167 nucleotides long. RefSeq names its product keratin-associated protein 10-7-like. NCBI's taxonomy places the organism in Eukaryota, Metazoa, Cnidaria, Anthozoa, Malacalcyonacea, Nephtheidae. The record is from RefSeq and is a predicted model, not a curated record. The transcript has a single exon. Bases 248 to 1921 code for a protein of 557 amino acids.
CUAAUGACAGACUUCCAGGACUGUGUUGGCGUUGUUCGCGCGAUCAAAUUAGAGCGGUGGUUCAAGUUGACUUAAUGUUUGCGACUAUUGAGCAGAGCCUAUUGAGCAGUAUACUCAUUAUUGUCCCAGCAUGGGUUAUCGCUGCGUCACUUUGAAUUCCACGUAUUCCCCCUUCCAAGAAAAUGAUAGAUAUUUUAUUAAUUCUUGAUUAAGUUGCCAAGUAACGAGGAGUUUUUUAACAGACAAGAUGUCGUUCGUCUCUAUGACUUUUCUUUUCCUUUUGAAUGCGAUGUUGAUGGGACAGUUUGGCCUGGUUUUAGGCCAAAACACGUGCAAUUCAAAUUCUGAUUGUGUGAGCAGCUAUUACAGCAACAAAGUUUGCUGUAAAGGAUAUGCCUAUCAAUAUGGAUAUACUAGUAGAAAAUGCAGAUACGGAAUUAGUUCAUGCGUCGGUCGCUAUUGCACAACAGAUGGUGAUUGCGGAGGAAAAAACGAAUGCUGUAAAUCAAACAAGUGUACCACGUCAGGCUGUAGCAAUUGUUACUCUAAUUCAAACUGCGGUUUCUCAGAGUAUUGUUGUAAACAGCGAUAUUCUUACGAUAAACAUGUUUGCAGACGAAGCUGCGUUGGGGAGACAUGCCAUUCCAGUUUAGACUGCGGUGGUUUUUCAGAGUAUUGUAACUGGAACAAAAAAUGUGCCUUGUCUACCUCGUGUUCAUCGAAUUCUGGAUGCUCCGGUUCGACGUAUUGUUGUAAGCGAGGAAGCUACACUAAUGUUUGUCAAAGCAGCUGUGUUGGGGAAAAAUGCUCGUACGACAGUGAUUGUGGAGGGCCUGGAGAGAGUUGUGAUUCGAGAAGCAAAAAAUGUGUCGAGUGUUCUACAGACGGUGAUUGUAGCGGUGAUAAAUGUUGUCUUAAUAGCACAUGCGUCACCUCAGGCUGCACGCGGUGUUCAUCGAAUUCUGGAUGCUCUAGUUCGGAAUAUUGUUGUAAGCGAGGAAGCUACUAUUCUAGCGUUUGUCGAAAAAGCUGUGUUGGUGAAAAAUGCUCGUACGACAGUGAUUGUGGAGGACCUGGAGAGAGUUGUGAUUCGAGUAGCAAAAAAUGUGUCAAAUGUUCUACAGACGGUGAUUGUAGUGGGAGUGAAUGUUGUCUUAAAAACAAAUGCGUCACCUCUGGCUGUACGCCGUGUUCAUCGAAUUCUGGAUGCUCUAGUUCGGAAUAUUGUUGUAAGCGAGGAAUCUUCGACGUUAACGUUUGUCGAAAAAGCUGUGUUGGGAAAACAUGCUCCUACGACAGUGAUUGUGGAGGGCCUGGAGAGAGUUGUAAUUCGAGUAGCAAAAAAUGUGUCGAGUGUUCUACAGACGGUGAUUGUAGUGGUGAUAAAUGUUGUCUUAAUAGCAAAUGCGUCACCUCAGGUUGUACGCGAUGUUCAUCGGAUUCUGGAUGCUCCAGUUCGGAGUAUUGUUGUAAGCGAAGAAGCUACUUUUCUAGCAUUUGUCGAAAAAGUUGUGUUGGGGAGACAUGCUUCUUGGACAGUGAUUGUGGUGGGCCUGGGGAGAGAUGUCAUUCCAACAAAUGUAAGAGAACUUAUUCCUCUACAACUGCAUCCUGGGUUGUUACAGCGAUCGUGGUAGGCGUGAUACUGUUCUUUGCCGUAUUUGGCGGUAUUAUCAUAUAUCGAUAUCGUUGUUUCCGUGGCUCAUCCCAACGUGGACGGGUCGUGAGACAACCUGCUCCCCAGAACGCAAUUGCUUUUGUUGCCGUUGAAGGUCAUACCAGCGCUCCACCACCGCCAGUCUGCAAUACUCCCCCUCCUCCUUAUUACAUCCAGGAAGGAGACUUUCCGUCCCCACAACCCAGCCAGUUUCCUCCGUCUGAACCCCUACUCUUUCAGGAACCUCAACCCCCGCAAUACUAGUCGUGGUAAUAGUUAACAGAUGACGAGGAUUCUACGUUAACGUUUGUCGAAAAACCUGUGUUGGUGAAACAUGCUCCUACGACAGUGAUUGUGGAAGGCCUGGGGAGAGAUGUCAUUCCAGCAAAUGUAAGAGAUCUUCUUAUUCCUCUACAACUGCAUCCUGGGUUGUCCCAGUGAUCGUGGUAGGUGUGAUACUGUUCAUUAUCGUGUUUGGCGGGAUUCCCGCAUAUUGUUGUUUCCGUGGCUCAUCCCAACGUUGACGGGUCGUGAGACAACGGGCUCUCCAGAACACAGUUGCUAUUGUUGCUGUUGAGAAUACCCAAUUUCAAACCAGCGCUCCACCACCCCCAGUCUACAAUGCUCCCCCUCCUCCUUACUACAACCAGGGAGGAAACUUUCCAUCCUCGCAACCCAACCAGUUCCCUCCGCCUCAACCCCUACACUUUCCAGGAUCCCAACCCCCGAAGUACUAGCCGUGGUAAUAGUUAAACAGUUUGACGGAAGGAAGGCUUUAUUAAGAUUAUAUAUUCGAGUUACUGAUUGCAUAUUAAAGUAAAGUAGGAACUGUAUUUAAGGACUAUACCAGGCCUUGGUAUUUGGCUUCUGCAUGAUUCCGUCAUUAAUGUUUAAUCUCUAUAGCUAAGUAUAGCAGUGGGCGUACCAGUCUGACAUUUACUUGCCCUGUUUAUGCUAUUUCGAAUUCGCAUCGUCACGACAUCAAAAUUAGCCAUGGCAGACCGAUUUUUAUCCCCAAAAGUAUGACAGCAUGAUUGCUUUAACUUGAUCUGCCAAAUGAAAAAUGUUCUGGGGAUAGAAAUACCGUAAAACAACUUAAACUGAUGUCGUGACCAUGUAAAUCUGGUAUAUUGUAAACGGGGUCUUUUCUGCCUUGCAAAUUUCAACUCUUUAGGAUAAUUGAUUUCUUUAGAAAUUCAUUGUUUCCACAUUCAAUGAACACCAAAAUAAUUGUUAGCAAAGCAGGAGUAAAUUGUCAGGUUGCCUACGCUAUUGAAUUUUAUACGUAGUUCAAUGUUAAGAAAUAAAACGAUAUCGCGUUUACUAAGAUUCUUUCAGUUUUGUCAUUAUCAGUUCGCUUUGUAGUGUUUUUUGUUCGACUAAAAUAGAUUUCUGCAUACAAAAAAGCGAAUCUUGUAUGAUUUAGCAGUAAAUUUUAUCACAACGUGGGCGGUUGAAAUUAAUAGACAUAAACAAUACAGUUCAUUCUGAAAAAUUCCACAUUUUUUUA